Messenger RNA from Penaeus vannamei (Pacific white shrimp), 839 nucleotides. RefSeq names its product zinc finger X-chromosomal protein-like. Gene Ontology annotation, cellular component: nucleus. Gene Ontology annotation, biological process: regulation of transcription by RNA polymerase II. NCBI's taxonomy places the organism in Eukaryota, Metazoa, Arthropoda, Malacostraca, Decapoda, Penaeidae. Gene Ontology annotation, molecular function: RNA polymerase II cis-regulatory region sequence-specific DNA binding; DNA-binding transcription factor activity, RNA polymerase II-specific. The record is from RefSeq and is a predicted model, not a curated record.
GAAAUUUGAUUUAGUUUGUGUAAGGAAAACUGAUUGGUCAAGCAAGUGUAAGGAAAGUUUAGAAAAAGAAAAAAAAAUCGAAAAAAUACUUAAUAAUUAUUUUUGAAUAGUCAAAUACAAGAGGAGUAACAAAGAUUUCCCUCUUCUCUUCUAGGGAGCGGACAUGUAUAAUGCAGCUGCCAUAAACAAGCACCAUGAAGGGUCGAUGAGGACCACUGUUCCCCACAUGGUCCUACCUCCUCCCUCAGCUCCCCUUCCUGUUAGAAGACCAGUUUCCCAAGUGUCACAGGAAGGGAGCAGAAGAGAUUAUAAGUGCAAGGUGUGCGGUUACCAGGCCAUCAGUGAAUCCAAACUCACCAUACACAUCCGCAAGCACACUGGGGAGAAGCCAUUUGUUUGUCCGUUUUGCUCCUAUAGAUGUGCACACAAGAGUAAUCUCAUAACUCAUGUGAAAACACGUCAUGCAGAGCAAGGCCAGCCAUAAAUGAAUGAUCUUGAAACUUUGGGAAAAUUGAAGAAUGGUGAUUUCCACUGUGUAACAUGUAUUUGGAACAUCCAUGAGACUGAAUUGUCAGACUUAAAUGAAAGCAUUUUAUGUGCCAUAUAUAAAGUAUGAAAGGGGAAAACAGAGAGUCAUUUAAUUGUAGUUGAAUGUUGCCAUCAGAGGAGUAACUCUCAUGGGAUUUUCCUCUUCUCUUCUAGGGAAUGGACUUGUCCAAAGCAGCCAGUUGCCGGCACCGUGAGGGGCAGGUGACAUCUGUUUAUCCCACUGGUGUGUUUCUGCCUUCUUAUAAGUCUUCCUCAGGAGGAAGACCAGUUGCCCAGUUAUCUCAGGAGAC